AUGUCUGAAUAUCAAGCAACCAAGCAGUUUGUUCCGCUUGCCACUACGGUGGAAGAUCAAGAGAAAUUUCAAGCUCUGGUCAAGUCAAAGAGUUUUACGAACAAUACAUUGUCUCACUCGAAUUCGAGUGGUCUCAAGGAUUUGGCUUCCGAUGACUCAGUCAAUCCUCUUCUCCCAAGUCACGUGUUACCUCCUCCCACGCAAUUACCGUUUGCUUCGUCAUUGAAUAGAGAAUAUGAACCAGUUUCAGAGUUGCUGAAGAGAAGACGAUUUGACGAUGAUGCUGGUCAACAAAUUAAAGACCCUCAAGAACCUGAAUUGAAGGCCAAACACAACUUUAAAAUUCUGAGAGUAUUUAGUGUGGAGUGGUUUUUAAUUCUUAUUGGUUGUCUGGGUUGUAUUGUUUCCGGUGUCAUGCCACUUGUAUUCUACUUGCUCUUUGGUUACUUUGUUGAUGAUGCGAUUGAGUUUGCUAAAGUGGCCAUCACCGAACAAAGAUUGAAGGACAAGAUUUUCGUUUAUACCAUGGGUUUUGUUGCCAUCGGUGUUGCUCAAGGUAUUUCACAAUUUACCAGCGGAUUGAUGUUCAGUUGGGCUGGUGACAGAAUUGCAAUUAGAUUGAGAAGGGCCUAUUUCAAUGCUUUGAUUUCUAUGGAAAUUGGAUAUUUCGACAUCAAACCCCUCGGUCAAUUGACCGCUCCACUCUUUGAGGACGUCUCUAAAAUUCAAGAUGCCUUCACGUUGAGACUUGGUACCGAUUACACAAUUCUCAAUAGCCAUCUCUGGAAUGAUUAUUGCAAUGACAACUAA
Molecule: messenger RNA, 810 nt
Organism: Naegleria fowleri
Lineage: Eukaryota; Heterolobosea; Eutetramitea; Acrasida; Naegleriidae
Exons: 2
Coding region: 1-810 (269 amino acids)
Biological process (GO): transmembrane transport
Cellular component (GO): membrane
Molecular function (GO): ABC-type oligopeptide transporter activity; ATP binding
Source: RefSeq, a predicted model, not a curated record